GUUACGUAAGGAACAGAACCGCGCGUGUCCGGUCCGUGACGCCUGUGUCCGUUUGUUCCAACCACCAUGGCGUCCGAGAGCACAGCUACGUCAGAGUGGAUUCAGUUUUUCAAGGAUGCUGGCAUUCCUGCUGGCCUUGCUGUUACAUAUGCAGUUUCCUUUGUAGACAACAGAAUUCAAAAGAAUAUGCUAAUGGACCUCAGUAAAGACAUAAUGAUGGACCUCGGAAUCACAGUUGUUGGUGACAUAAUUGCCAUUCUGAAACAUGCCAAACAAGUCUACCGGCAGGACAUGUGCAAAAUGGCCACAGAAGCCAUCUCCUCAGGACAGACCAGUGUGCAGGCUGAACUGCGAAGGACUGCCAAUACUCCUGCCACUCGCAUGAUUGCCAAUGCUCUAAGCCAUGACUCUCCACCAGCAACUCCAGUACGACGAGGUGACAACCGCCUUUCUGUCACGGUCUCCAAUGUGCCAGGAAAUAAAAAGAACAAAGCAGUUGUAAGUCAACCAGCAGAUGAGGGGAAGAGUGUGCCUGCCGUGAAACGUCGACGUGUGACAGCUGAGAUGGAAGGCAAGUACAUCGUCAACAUGCCCAAAGGCACUACGGCACGCACACGCCGCAUCCUGGCUCAGCAGGCCAAGAAAGGUCUGAAGCGCACAUCUGUUUUUGCAAGGCUUGGAGCUGAAUCAAAGUCGGAUACCACUACAACCAAUAAUAAGCCCUCUGGAGUGUUCAGCAGACUGGAUUUAACCCUUGAAGAGGACCAGACAAAGCCAGCAUACAGCAUGGCCGAAGGGGAAGACAGCGACGGAGAAGGAUCUGUGCUUCAGUAUGCCGGGGUCCUCAAAAAAACAGUUCCUGCUUCAAAGAAGGAGCCUGUGGUUUCAAAGCCCACAACCCUGCGACGACUGGGAGGCAAAUUCAAACUGCCACCAUCUGACAUGCCUACCUCCUCCACCAUAAACGGCCUUCCCCCGGCAAAAAUGAGCGUGCUCCAGAGACUGGGCACUCCUCCGAGCGCUGCCUCCCCUCCUAACGACGAACAGGACAACCGUGUUACGAGCACCAAGCCCAGAGCCCAAAAGAGACUGAUCAUUGCCAGCUCCAAAGUGAGUAGCAGCACUGGAGCUGCAGGCGAUGGGCAUGGCGCUCAAAUGGAUGCACGAGCUGUCAGUGUCUUCAAGAGACUUGGCAACAAAAAAACCUAACAUUAUUUGAUAUGCGUCUUUCUAAAGAGACUGAUCCGGUCACCUCUUUCCCUGGCAUCACAAAGAGGUUAAACUUGUUGACUGGAGUGUUCGCCAUUGACUGAGUUUCAAUGAGCGAAAGGGACAGUAAUAAUUCUGCCUUAGACCACGGUUACUCCUAUUUUAGACUUUUAGAUCAUUUUUAUUUAUAUUGCCAUUUAUUUGGUGGAUUUUAUUUCUAUUUAGAAAUUUCCACACCUUGUUUAAUACUAAAAAAAAAAUGUUUGCAUGAUGUUGCCUAAUGUUACCUAUGUGGCCAGGCAUGUCUAAACUAUGGCCCAGUGGCCAAAUGCAGCUUUCAGACCAAUUUUUAUUGGCCCUCAGGUUUCCUAGUGAAUUGGCCCAAAAGUUUUAAACAUCUACCUUUUUAUAAGAAGUAUCAAAUGUGUCUCAUUGAGGCUCCAAACCCAAUUAAAGGUCUGGUGGUUCCGUACAGUCAGUGUUAAAUUUAACUGUUAUUAUUCACUGUACUGACCACUAGUCUAUGGCUCUUAUGCGUUUCCCUUGAUGAGAAGGUUUGGAUGCCCUUGGCCUAAGCCAUUUUCACCUGUGUUUAAUUCUGUUUCAGCAUCCCAUUUUUAAGAUGGGUAAAUAAAAAUAAAAAUUUGUCCUUACAGGACAUUAGUAAUAAUGUAUAUGAUUAAGUGGAGAAGAAAAACAGGACUUUUAUAGAAUAACUUGGGUGAUUUCUGGAUAACUUGUAAAUGAUAGUUACCUCUGUAUGAAUAGUUUUUUAUUCAUGUUCAUGAAGAAAUGCACCAUAGUCCUAACCUCCUAUAGACUUUGUUUGAAUUUGUCAUAUCAUCCUUACAGACUAUCCAGAACAAAUAUAGUUUAUUUUUUCCUAUGUGGGCGUUAAUAUAACGCCCUGCUGUAAGUGAUCCCUGUGUAUGAUUUAACCUAAACAUUUGAAAUUUAUUUAAGAUCGCAUCCCAUGUUUUUAUUGUGCAGGAAGUUUUUGAGUUUGAAAAAAAAAGCUUAAUAAAUAGCGAAACUAAAUAAAUUUUAUUUGG
Periophthalmus magnuspinnatus is the source of this 2261-nucleotide messenger RNA. It is a transcript of the gene c13h19orf47, whose product is annotated as chromosome 13 C19orf47 homolog. The record is from RefSeq and is a predicted model, not a curated record. Lineage: Eukaryota; Metazoa; Chordata; Actinopteri; Gobiiformes; Gobiidae. Gene Ontology annotation, cellular component: nucleus. The coding region runs from base 67 to 1209 and encodes 380 amino acids. The transcript has 8 exons.